Molecule: messenger RNA, 1920 nt
Organism: Fusarium redolens
Lineage: Eukaryota; Fungi; Ascomycota; Sordariomycetes; Hypocreales; Nectriaceae
Product: alkaline-phosphatase-like protein
Exons: 1
Coding region: 248-1723 (491 amino acids)
Molecular function (GO): arylsulfatase activity
Source: RefSeq, a predicted model, not a curated record
CGGCACAGUUUUGACGUCGGAUACAUAUCAUCUACUCUAUGGUUGCGUGGGAUGCCGAGAUAUAUAUUCCUUGCUGCAUGGCGACAUAGUCUCGUUCGUCACGCAAUCGCCAACCCUGACCCUGACAUGUACAUCCGCGCCCAAACCCUGAGUAAGACGAGCUACGCAUCUCAGUCUCAUUCAAUUCUUACUUCCAUUGUAUCAUCACAAACGUACGCUCAGAUAUCCAUCUAAUACUCUCUUCGAUAUGACGGCAAAGAAUGUCCUCCUGCUUGUUGCAGACGACCUAGGCAAACAACUAGGCUGUUACGGUCAUCCCAAUGCCAAAACUCCAAAUAUCGACAAACUUGCUUCCCAAGGUGUCAGAUUUGACAAAGCCUUUGCAAGUACUGCUUCAUGCAGUGGAAGUCGCUCUACCAUCUACACCGGGCUGCAUACCCACCAGAACGGGCAGUAUGGUCUCAACAGUGGAAAGCAUCAUUUCAUGACCUUUGAUCACAUCGAGUCCGGUCCUGCUAUCCUAGCUAAGAAAGGUGUGAGAACUGGGAUUAUCGGCAAGGUUCAUGUUGGGCCUGAGGCUGUUUAUCCAUGGGAAUGGAAAGCCGAGAGUUUGACAAGGGACGUCUGGUGGUCUUCGCAAAAGGCCAAGGAAUUCUUCAGUGCGUCUAAGGAAGAUGGGAGACCUUUUGUGUUGACCGUUGGAUAUCAUGAUCCCCAUCGUGAUCGAACCCGUGGUGGCUUUGGCAAUGACGAACCUGUGGAUGAGCGUAUACAAAGCGUCAAGUACAACCCUCAAGAUAUGGUUGUUCCCGAAUUCUUGUCCAACACUCCUGGGGCCAGACAAGAGCUUGCAGAAUAUCUAGAAGCCAUCAGUCGUUUAGACCAGGGAAUUGGUUUCAUCCUCGACGAGCUUGAGAACGAGGGCCUUGCAUCGAAUACAAUGGUCAUCUUCAUGAGCGACAACGGACCUCCGUUUAUGAACUCAAAGACAACUUUGUACGACGCGGGCGUUCAGCUGCCGCUUAUUGUGCGACAGCCAGGCUUCAAAGCUUCCGUCAACACAAACCUAGUAUCAUAUGUGGACAUUCUGCCAACGAUACUGGACUGGACACUUGGUCAAGCUGCUGAAGAGCCCAAGAAGCAACUAUCGGGUCGCUCGUUUCUUGGAAUUCUUGACCAAGAAGAGGGUCUUGAUGCAUGGGACCAUGUGUUUGGAUCCCACACGUUCCACGAGUCUACCAACUACUGGCCUACUCGCUUCAUCCGAACGCGGCGAUACAAGUACCAUCGCAACAUCGCAUGGAGACUCGACUUUCCAUUUGCAAACGACAUCUAUGGAUCGUUGACGUGGGAUGAUAUUCGCAACUCAGAGGACAGCCCCAAGAAAAUUGGGCAGAGGAACCUGAAAGAUUAUUUCUUCCGCCCGCCUGAAGAGCUGUAUGACUUGGAGCAUGACCCGCAAGAAGUUGUGAAUCUAGCUAAAGACGCUAGUUACAAAGAUGUUUUGGAAGAGUUGAGGGAUAGACUUGAGGAUUGGCAGCGGAGGACGAAUGACCCUUGGCUUUACCGUGAUGGAAUCUCGGUGCUGUUGAAUAAGCAUCAUCUUGAUGCUGGUUUGGAAGUUCCGGAUAAAUGGGAUCUUGAUGUUGAACAUCCUGAGACAAAGGGGGAUGUUGCAAAGUACAAGAAUCUGCCAUUUGGUAUUGCGGGAACAAGAGAUUGAUGCAGUAUAUUUUUAGUGCUACAAAUAAUGAAUUAUUCUUGCUUUGAUGUAUAUAACGGUGGAUGCUAUAGUGAGUAGCCGUCGCAAGGUUCUGGUUUACUUCUAACAUAGCAGUAAACCUCUAAAGCACAGUCUUAUCCCCUCGUCUCUCGCGUCCAAGGAAGCUUUUGGUGUAUAGAACUUGCACCAUUCAAUAC